AGACUGUCUGUGCCGCUCGCGAGUUUUAGAUGCGCGCGGAGCAAAAAAAACUUAAAACACAAUUUCCUAAAUGAGACUGUAUCAAAGGACAAGUUUUUUAAACAGUCGUGAACGAUUAAAAGUCUGAAGUGAUUGUUUUUAGUUCGGUCGUUCAGUUUUUUUGUAAAUUGCUGUGAUUCGCGGUAUCGUGUUCUAUUGUUGAAAGCCACCGAUGUUGUUGUUUUAAGAGGAUGUUUUCGAUACCCAUGGUCCUAGGAAAUCGGUUUCUGGUUGGAUUUUGAUGGAAUUAUAAUCUCAGGAAGCUCCAUCGUCGUGUGGCAUGUUGCGGGGCUUGACCGCGCUGCUGGCGGUAGCCCUUUGCGCCGCCUCGCUGGAUUCCGAGCUCGGCGUCGGCAAAGCCAUCAACAUCUUUAUGAGAUAUGGCUACCUCAGCAUUUGCAUGCGCGUGGUCCCCCGCAACGAUACGGAGGGCUGGGUGUUCCGCGAACCCACGGUCAGUGUGUUCCGGGAUGUGGAGCGGCUCUCCGUGGCGCCCAAGCCGCGGCAGCCCAAGACCCUGUUCGACGGAGACUUCCACAUGGAGUUCUGCGAUAACCUGAAGCAGCUGCUGCAGGCCUACUUCAGGGACUUUAGCUUUGAGAGAUUAGAGCGCCCGUGGCGCGCGUUCACAGCCGGCUGGCCGACUGACAUCAUGGCUAGGAACCUGGGAAUCAACUCGUCCUUCAUCACUGGUGACCAUUGCUACGUGCUCGUCAGGGUCUCUAGAUACCGCGAAACAGCCAAGCUAAGCGACUUACCCACCAACAUACCCGUCGAGGACGUCGUCUUCGACGCCAUCCAGGAUUCCACCAUCGGAGACACGGUGUCCAUAGCCGACUUCAUCAGGAAAUACGGCUCGCACUACAUAUCCAGCUACAUUACGGGCAACUCGCUGUAUCAGGUAUUCGUGUUCUCACGGAGCGUGUACUCCCGUAUAAAAGACCGUGUGAAGUCCAAAGGCGUCACUAACAUCCCGCCGGCUGAGAUCAACAAUUUCUUCUCCCCGUUCUUCGCUGAGCACAUCGGCACGGUCAAGGUGGCCAGCGGCAACAAAACAGUUGAAAACUGGGCGAUGAAGCGUCUCCGGGUGCACUACUACAUAUUCUCGUACCCCAGUCUACUCAAACUGCACGGCGAGCCAUCUCUCCUGCGUAACCUUGACUCGUUGCUAGGCAACGAGGCACUGUUGCAGUUGGAACUCAAAACACUAUCGCCGGCGUUCAAGGACGUACGGAAGAAACGGUGGUUCGAGGAGGUCAUAGACAAUUAUUUGAAAUUGUGGGAGAGUAAUAUGUGAUGAACGGUAUUUUUAGGUUAUAAAAGUUUAGGUUUGUGGUUCAUGUCGUUUAAUAUGGCUUUGAAUUUUGAAAGAGAUAUUUAUUUCUAUGCUUACGUUGUAUGGGGUGGAUUUUAAAUUUACAUAAUAAUGUUUCAAUAUACAUAAUUAUUACAAGUUUAUUUUUUAUCGAAAAAUGUUUUUUUAAAGUGUGUUGUUAUUACCUAAUUUAAUUUAUUAAAAUUUGAAUAUAUUUUAGUAAAUUUAACUUAAUAGCAAUUGCCAAUUUUACAUAUAUUUUAUAUGCUUAUUUUUUAAUUGUUCAAGCCAUGUUAAACGAUUUUAACUACGUAUUAGCAAAUAAACGAUAAUUUUAAUACGUAUUAAAUAUAUAAAAAUAAUCUGUAUUAAAUUGGUGCUAAAAACCUUCCAAACAAAGAAAAGAAGAAGUUAUACAAUUUAAAUUAAUUAAACAUAUAAUUUAAUAUUGUUAUUUUGGAAAUGACAUAUGUAUUUCUUGGAUUUUAAUUUUUAGCGCAGUGUGCUAAUAGAAGGAAUUGUACUAGCUCAGUAUACUUAACUGCCAUAACAUGUUUAAGUACAACAUUUUUUCGUAUCAUGACGUAAAUGGACGUAAAUUCAAACAUAUUUCUACUUCAGAUAUAAUUUUAUCUUCCUAUUUUGUGAUUCAAUAUCGAAUUUACCAAAUAAUGACUAUAAUGACCAUAUAUUUGUGACUUUAUAAUUAGUCUAGCAUUACAUAAAUAAAAACAAAUUAGAUAUAAUAUUAAAUGUGAUUAUAGAUAUAAAAUCAAUGUAGACGCAGUGAAUUGAACGAACUACUUAUACAUAUAAGCUUUAGUUAUAAUAAGUAGUUAUUUUUUAAAUUAAUUUUGAAUAAUUAAGACACUGCUAAGCCAUUUUAAAUACGAAAUAUAAAUAAAUAUAAGUUAAUUUCAAUAUUUUUGUCGAUCUGAAAUGUUUACAUUGUUAUGGAGCUUUUGCUCAAACUGAAGAUAUUUUAGAAUAAAUAGGUAUGUAAUUAUAAAAUGUGCCUUUGAAAAUAUAUAUUCGUAACUUUCUGGUUAUGCUCAACUACUUCUGCUAUGAAUCUAAAUAUUUACUUACCUGUUAUAGGUAAUAUAAUUAUUAAAUUUGGUAGAACAAUAAUGUGUUCAACCUUUCAUUGAAUUGCUAUAUGGCCUGUGCCUUCUUCCUAAUAAUUAAUUUUUACAAUAGGUAUGAUUUACAUUUUGAAAUACUUUAAAAGAAAAUAAUAUUAUUUAUCAUCACAAGUAGUAUUCAAAAUUAUUAUUGACUUUUGAAUCUCCUCACAUUCGUCCAAAAGAUAGAAUAAGAUAGCAAAUCGUGCAAUUUAGUGUUGUAACGCAAUGCGGGAUCAAACUUGAGAAUGCAUUUAUUUUUACGUAUAAUUAUUAGUCAGUAAGAAAUGGAUGUAAAUAUUUUUUGGUAAUUAAUUAAAAAGUUAAAUGAAUAAAUUGAUUUAUGACUGAA
Leguminivora glycinivorella is the source of this 2830-nucleotide messenger RNA. RefSeq names its product torso-like protein (gene tsl). The record is from RefSeq and is a predicted model, not a curated record. The transcript is spliced from 7 exons. NCBI's taxonomy places the organism in Eukaryota, Metazoa, Arthropoda, Insecta, Lepidoptera, Tortricidae. The coding region runs from base 320 to 1336 and encodes 338 amino acids.